This is a messenger RNA of Gossypium raimondii (Peruvian cotton), 868 nucleotides long. RefSeq lists its product as uncharacterized. Lineage: Eukaryota; Viridiplantae; Streptophyta; Magnoliopsida; Malvales; Malvaceae. The transcript has a single exon. The record is from RefSeq and is a predicted model, not a curated record. Bases 43 to 552 code for a protein of 169 amino acids.
UCCCUUGGCCUCAGCAUCAAUUCCAAGUUUUAGAAAAAAAAGAUGUCUCUAGUGACUGAAGAGAUCAAAGGCAGCGCUUCAGAAAUUUACCAUGGAGAUGAGAUAUGUCAAGAGAAAUCAAAGUUUCUGCUGGAGGAAAUGGGCAUGCCCAGUGGACUUUUGCCCCUCAAAGACAUUGAAGAAUGUGGGUAUGUGAAGGACACUGGUUUCGUGUGGCUGAAACAAAAGAAGAGCAUAACCCACAAGUUUGACAAGAUUGGUAAGCUUGUUUCCUAUGCAACUGAGGUCACAGCUGUGGUUGAGAAAAACAAGAUCAAGAAGCUCACUGGGGUGAAGACCAAGGAGCUUCUGGUUUGGAUCACACUCAGUGAUAUCUAUGUUGAUGAUCCACCAACUGGGAAUAUCACUUUCAAGACACCUGCUGGGCUGUUCAGAACUUUCCCUGUAUCAGCGUUUGAGGUUGAAGGUGAAGUUAAGGGUGCUGUUAAGGACAAGAAAGAAGAAAAGGAUAAUGUGAAGCCUGCUGCUGUGGAAGCAGUGAAAGAGGUCUAGAGUAGUGAGACUGGAAUUAAAUUUCCAAAUUCCAUCCAUCUGCGGGGUUGCUUUUGGAUUUGCUAUCUUUUAACAAGCCUCUUCUAUUAAUAUCAUCAAUAGCAGCAAUCAAUAAAAAAUAACAGCAUGUUAGUGUACAUUCAGAACACUAAUGUUGCAUCGCAUUGCAAGUCAAAUUGCAUGGACCAUAUUAUAUUUCAGGUACGACCUUGCCUGAGGCUGAGAUACCUAUACUUGUAUGUCGCAAAAACUAGUACUGUCCUCUUUAUGAGUUAAAUCAAAGAGAAUAAAUAAUUGACUACUACUAUUGCUGCAA